GUGACGUGUAGCGAUGUCCUCAGGUUGCGCCCGCCGGUGGCUUGCCGCGGCCAUGGCGCUGGUCCUGGCGAUGACCGUCGCUGGCAGCAGGAAGGUAGAGGUCGACCUCACGACUACGUACCUCUCGUCGCCCGUGUACCCCGUGCUCGAGACGUCGGCGUUCCUCGCCGAGGUGGACCCGUCGCUCUUCUUCCGCUACGUCGACGCCAUCGACAUGCGCGCCAAAGCAAUCCAGCACAUUGACAGCAUCAACUACACGACGCUUGCGCUGGACGCUGCCCACGACGUGCUGCCGCCGGACGCGACGAUCGCCAAGCUGCUGCCGUUCGUUCUCCAGACGCGCGCACAGUCGCCCAAGAUUGAAAUGUUUCAUCAGCUCGCAAUCGAGUCGGCGUACAAGGGCUGUGGCCUCGCGUACGAAGCGGCGUCGGCGUGGGCGGUCGUCUACCACGAGACAGGCUGCGCGGCCCGUGUCAUCUGCGCCGCGUCCAACUGGAACGACGCUCUGCUCACCCCGUCCACCGAUGCCAGCUGUGCAGCGUCGGGCGAACACGAUUUCGAGCUGCCGGUCGACCACGUCUUUGACAAGGACGUGGCGGACGCGCCGACCGUGCUCUUGUACGGGACGCUCGGGACCAGCUCGUUGCGCGCCUUCCAUGCCAAGCUGGCGCCGCUCGCCGAGGCCAAGACGAUCCGCUACAUCGUCCGCCACGCACCGCACAACAAUGUUUUGCCCGUGCAUUUGCAAGGCUACGGCGUCUCGCUCCACAUCAAGAACAUGGAGUACAAGUCGUUUGACGACUCCAAGACGCCGCACUCCAAGCACACGCCAACCGACGACGACGAAGAUGCAUUCAUCGUCUCGGUGCUCAUGAAGAAGGGCGCCGAGACCGGGCCGGCAUUGCGCGCGUACCAGCUCGAGUUUGAAGACUUUAGCAGUGUCAACGCCACAGAGAACAACGAAGACGCGCCAUGGCAAUUGAACCACCUCGGGUACUUGGCCGCAAGCGAUAUUUUGGCGUCGACCGACCCGCUCGCGCGUCUCCAGCAACUUUCCCAGAACUUUCCUAAGUACGCGGCCGGCCUCGCGUUGACGACCGAGUUGAUCCCGUCCGAGCGCGUUGCGGCCAUGGCGACUGCGCGCCGCACCGUCGCGACGCAGAACCUUUUGAACAAGCUUGUGGUCAACGGCAUGCCCCACGACUUGAGUGACGUGACGUUCAAUCCAUUCGACUUUGUCAAGCUCCUCGCCGGCGAAGUUCAACAAGGCGACGCGCUGCGGGCUUUGGAGCUCGACGAUCCGACGCUGGCUGCCGUCCACAGCGCCAUGACCACCUUGUCCACGCAAGCAGCCGAGGUGCGUGUUCGCGUGCGUGGGCCGGUCGAUGGCACGGCGCCGCUGUAUCUGAACGCGAUCGAGAGCGAUGAAGCGACGGCCGAGUGGCCCACCGACCUCUCGGUGCUCUCCGAGCCAGCGUGGAACCUCAUUUUUCUGCGCCGUGUCAUGUACGAGGUCAUUGUCGUGCUCGACCCGACGACCAAGCAAGCGGCGAAUGUCCUCCAGCAAAUUCAAUUUUUGAUUCUGCGUGGCGCGCCCGUUCAGUUUGGUGUGCUCUGGACGUCGCCCGAGCUGCUCGCGCUUGCUCCCGAGGACCGCGAGACGUAUGUGCCGGCGACCGACGACAAGGCACCCGCGACGGCCUACCACGUGAGUAAGCUCUACUUAGCGGCGCGCGACCACGGCCACGCGGCCGCCAAGCAGUUUUUGGAUGGCAUUGUUGAGCUGGCCGGUGGCGUGACCGUGAAGGAAGCGCUGCUGAUCUACGUCCAAGCUGUGACCCACCGCUUGGACCGUGGGUCGGCCCUCGAGGCGGCGCGCGACCUGCUGCUGUCGGCGAGCCAGGACGAUAGCGUGUGGGCCAUGACAGACGUUGUGCUUGCGUCGCAGCUGCCGCUCGACUCGUAUGUCUUUAACGGCGUCUUGCGCCGCGACCUGAACCUCCAAGAAGGGCUCAUGGCCCACUUUGGCCGGGACCAGCCACUGUACCAAGAGCUGGCGCGCGCUGGAAAAUUCGCUGACGACGCCGACUUGCUCGACGAGCUGUUUGCCCACGAAGGGCAUUACCCUCUCUACUCGAGUUGGCUGGAUGCGUCGGAGCAGGUGCCCGUGCUCGACUUGCACUUGACGUCCUCGGUCUGGGACGACGUCAAGUAUCUGCACAUGCCGCACACUGCGACCAAGCCCAAGCGCCAGAGCCUUCUUUUGAUGGUCGAUCUGGACACGCCGGCGGGCGCGCGGAGUGCUUACAACGCGCUCAAGACGACGAUGGAAACGCCGGACGUGCGUCUGAGCCUCGUGCACCUCGGCACGUCGCCGUCGUCGAUCGGGUCGCGUGUGAGCUACAUGCUCCACGCCAUCUCGGACGUGGACGAUGCGCGGUACUUGGCCAUUCUCCUCGAGAUCGUGCGGUUUCUGAGCAAGGCCAAGUCGGAAGCGGACAUUGUCCUGCAUGCAAAGCUCCUCGUGCAGACCCACCUCGAUGCUAGCCCGGAAGAAGCGCGCUUGCGGGACCUGCUGCGCUGGCUCGACGAGACGCCCGCGUACACGCACCCACUGCCGAGCCUCUUGUCGAUCACGACACCGACGUUGCUCAUCAACGGCCGUCCGUUGUCGCUGGACGACGACCAGACACUGCUCCCGUCGCUGCUCUCGGUGCUGCUGCAGUGGGAAGGCGAGAACCGCAGCAAGGCCGUCGCUCGCGCCUUCUUUGCCCCAACCAAGCACGAUGCGCUCUCCGUAGCUGCCGCGGCGCAUGUUAGCCAGCGCCUCCAGUCGCUGCUCGCAGUCGUCGAUGCCUACUUGGCGACACCGCGCACGGGCCCGGUCUUCUCCACGCUCGACCAGCACACGACGUUUGCGACGUCGGCGGCGAGUCGCAGCCUCUUGGACGUCGUCGCGUACCUCGACCCGCUCUCGGAAGCGAGCCAGCGCGCGAGCGUCGUUUUGCGCAUGAUGCGGGACGUCCUUGGCGCCAAGAUCACACUGGUGCUGACGCCGACGCCGUCGUACGCGGAGUUUCCGCUCAAGCGUUUUUACCGCUAUGCGUGGGGAAGCGCACCGGUGUUUCGCGUGCUGCCGCGGCCGCCCGUGCUCACGAUGAACGUCGAGACGCCCGAGCUCUUCAACGUGCAAAUGGUGGCGUCGGACACCGACAUCGACAACAUUCAAGGUGACGCGACUGCGAUGUAUGCAGUGCAAAGUCUGCUCGUGUACGGCCAGUGCAUUGACCGCACCAUGGCGUACCAUCCGUCGCCGCCCAACGGUCUCCAGCUGGUCCUCGAGCGUACGGCGGGCGCCGACGUGCUGCACCGCGACACGGUCGUCAUGAAGAACCUCGGGUACUUUCAGCUGCAGGCGACGCCGGGGGUGUGGCGCCUCGAACUGGCCAAGGGCCGAGCGUCCGAGCUGUACGAGAUGGUCGACCAAGCCGCAACCGACCACGCCCGCGUCAUUGUCUAUGAUUUUUCGUCGGCAAUUACGCAGCUCGACGUCAAGAAGCGGCGUGGGUACGAGUAUGCGCGGCUCUUGGAGGAGCCCGAGGACCUGCCGGCCGCGAAGAAGGAAGAGGACGCGGCGACACAGUCGUACUGGAAGUCGCUCGUGUCGUGGGGCACCAAGCAGCCCGUGAAGGACGUGGUGGCGGCCCGCAGCGGCGAGACGAUCCACGUCUUCUCGGUUGCGACCGGGCAUCUCUACGAACGCAUGCUCAAGCUCAUGAUGCUCAGUGUCUUGAAGCGCACAAACAACCCGGUGACGUUUUGGUUGCUCGAAAAUUUCUUGUCGCCUGAUUUCAAGAAGAGCGUGCCCGCGCUCCAAGCCGAGUUUGGCAUGGACAUUCGCCUUGUGACGUACAAGUGGCCCAACUGGUUGCGUCGGCAAACCGAAAAGCAGCGCAUUAUCUGGGGGUACAAGAUUUUGUUUCUGGACGUGCUCUUCCCGCUUGGCGUGCAAAAGAUCAUUUACGUGGAUGCGGACCAAGUCGUGCGCGCCGAUUUGAAGGAGCUCUGGCACAUGGACCUCCACGGCAAGCCGUAUGCGUACACGCCGUUCUGCGACUCGCGCAACGUUGGCUUCCAGUUUUGGCGCCAAGGCUACUGGAAGGACCAUUUGCGCGGCAAGCCGUACCACAUUUCGGCCUUGUACGUGGUCGACUUGGUGAAGUUUCGCCGCAUGGCGGCCGGCGACACGCUCCGCGCCGUGUACGACCAGCUCAGCGCGGACCCAAACUCGCUCUCGAAUCUGGACCAGGAUCUGCCCAACUAUGCGCAGCACCAGAUCCCGAUCCACUCGCUGCCGCAAGAGUGGCUCUGGUGCGAGAGCUGGUGCAGCGACGAGUCCAAGGCCAGCGCCAAGACCAUCGAUCUCUGCAACAACCCGAAACACAAGGAGCCCAAGCUCGACAUGGCCAAGCGCGUCAUCUCGGGCGAGUACUUUAAGGAGAGCUGGCUCGAGCUCGACGACCAAGUCAAGGCCGCCGAGGCGGCGUACACUGCCCGCCACAGCUAGACUACAUGCGUUGACGACCAUGUUGUAGCUAACGGUACAUCGAUAAAGAGCGCUUUCCGGGACCUCACACCUUGAGUU
Saprolegnia diclina VS20 is the source of this 4645-nucleotide messenger RNA. RefSeq lists its product as hypothetical. Bases 14 to 4567 code for a protein of 1517 amino acids. Lineage: Eukaryota; Oomycota; Saprolegniomycetes; Saprolegniales; Saprolegniaceae. Gene Ontology annotation, cellular component: endoplasmic reticulum. Gene Ontology annotation, molecular function: UDP-glucose:glycoprotein glucosyltransferase activity. The record is from RefSeq and is a predicted model, not a curated record. The transcript is spliced from 14 exons.